Molecule: messenger RNA, 1293 nt
Organism: Fulvia fulva
Lineage: Eukaryota; Fungi; Ascomycota; Dothideomycetes; Mycosphaerellales; Mycosphaerellaceae
Exons: 3
Coding region: 1-1293 (430 amino acids)
Biological process (GO): sphingolipid biosynthetic process; inositol phosphoceramide metabolic process
Cellular component (GO): inositol phosphoceramide synthase complex
Molecular function (GO): inositol phosphoceramide synthase activity
Source: RefSeq, a predicted model, not a curated record
AUGGGCAUAGGAGCCUUUGCCGAGCCAUUCGUGGUCAUUUCCCUCCUUGCAAUUGGUUGCUAUGUCAAUCGUGAGACAAGAGAUCCUACAACGAUGCUGGUCAGCGCGAGUCACAAACGAGACGACAGUCUGGAGUCAGGAGGCUCUAGCCCAAGCUCUGAGGCUGGAUUGCUCAGUCCGCUUGACAGACCAAUCCACGAUGCGGCCGCAAGGACGGACUUCCAAGGUCACCACGUACGAACGAUCCAGGUAUUUGGAUGGCGGAAGGAUCUUGUGACGGUCAACACUCGGCAGUUCGCCAGUCGAUGGUUCAGUCGUCUGAUCGUUCAUCGGAAACCGUUUAUUGUUGAGGUUCUGUAUUGGGCUUUGAUAUAUUGGGUCUACCAACUCGCCCGCGCGUUCUCAGCAUAUACCCUGGUCGAGGAAACAGUAGACGUGGCUCGUCGGCAUGCGCUCCAAGUCAUUCACCUCGAGCAAACCCUCGGCAUCUUCUGGGAGCCAGCCAUUCAGCAAUUCUUCCUGCGAUAUCCCACCUUGAUGCACUGGAUCAAUCGUACAUACAGCUUCGUACACAUCCCCGCCACCAUCACCUAUCUGAUCUGGCUCUACUACCUCACCAUCACUGUGAAUCGUACUUCCUACGCCGAGACACGCGAGCGUAGUCCGGCAGGACCAGUCCUAUAUCAGGCUCGACGACGUAUGAUGGCGAUGUGCAACUUGAUAGCAUUUGUCGUGUUCACGGCGUGGCCUUGCAUGCCGCCUCGGCUGCUCAGUGAUCCUAGCUACGAAGGAGACGAUGCUCAGGAAGCCAAGUCGUUUGGCUUUGUCGAUACUGUCCAUAGCGCGGAGGGCGAAAGUAGCGUGUGGACUAAGAACAAGUUCUGCAAUCAAUAUGCCGCCAUGCCGUCGCUCCACUUCGGCUACUCUCUCCUCAUCGGCUUGACCAUAGCGUUCUUGCCGCUGGCAUCUGACAACCGACGCAGAAUUGGGACGAUGUAUGGACUCCGUGUGCCUUCGCUCAGCUUGAAGCGCAUCGUGUGCCUUGCUGUCGGUUUUGGGUAUCCUGCGUUAAUCCUCACCGCCAUCGUGGCGACCGCGAACCACUUUAUUCUCGACGCAGUUGCUGGUGCCAUGGUAUGUGGUCUCGCUUGGAACGCAGAGCCUUUGACGUUGAACUUGUUGCCCCUGGAAGAUCUGUUCUUCUGGUGUAUCAGAACACACAAACCAAGUGUGGACGUGGAACCGAUGCUCAGCCUGGAGGAGAAGCUUGGUGACAGGAGAUCACCGACCUGA